UCGUGCCCAUCACCAGGCUGGUAACACCGCCGCCCCAUUCCGUCGAGCAUCUUCCCCUAAACAGCACCGAAGUCCUGCCGUUAUUCUGUCCGCCCCGGCGUCUCCAGUCGCCCCCCAUCCUUCACGUCCUCCACCUCAAAAUGUCCGUGGGAAAUGACUUUGGGAACCCUCUAAGAAAAUUUAAACUCGUCUUUCUUGGGGAGCAGAGCGUUGGGAAGACGUCUCUGAUCACGCGGUUCAUGUACGACAGCUUUGACAACACGUAUCAGGCAACAAUUGGAAUCGACUUCCUGUCCAAAACGAUGUACUUGGAAGACCGAACGCGUUCUCUCUCUGAACCCCAGGUGAGGUUGCAGCUCUGGGACACAGCUGGACAGGAGCGCUUCAGAAGCCUCAUCCCCAGCUACAUACGGGACUCCACCGUGGCCGUGGUGGUCUACGACAUUACAAAUGUCAACUCCUUCCAGCAGACGUCAAAAUGGAUUGACGAUGUGAGAACAGAGAGAGGAAGUGAUGUCAUCAUCAUGCUCGUCGGCAAUAAAACAGACCUGGCAGACAAGAGACAGAUAACAAUCGAGGAAGGAGAGCAGAGGGCUAAAGAGCUGAAUGUCAUGUUCAUCGAGACCAGCGCCAAGACGGGUUACAACGUCAAACAGCUGUUUCGCCGCGUGGCUGCUGCUCUCCCAGGGAUGGAAAGUAUGCAAGAGACGAGCAAAGAAGGAAUGAUCGACAUAAAGCUGGAUAGACCCCAGGAGCCCCAGACCACCGAAAGCGGCUGCUCCUGUUAGUGCUGAGGCUCCGUCAUGGGAUUCCACCAUCUGCACCACACCGCUUGUUACGUUGCUUUCUAUUGGUUAACUUGCUGUUGACUUUGCACGUUGAGAUCCUGGUUUCUUCACCCGACCGCCGGUCAUUGGUUGAAACUAGCAAUAUGUGAAAUUGGGUCUUCUUUGUCAACAAAAAUGCCAAAAAAAAAAAAAAGAAACUUGGUGAAACUGGGGGGGGGGGAAUCAAAUAUCCCCAUUCUGAGAAUAGAUUUAUUUUUUUUAAUGGGGGAAGUUAAAGCCUUCCUUUUCGUUUUGUUUCCUGUUUUUUUUGCAUUAUCAGAUGAAUCCCUCUGGAAGUUUGUUUCCAUAUUUAGGGACAAGAACACUGAGAGCCUGAAGAACAGACAGGUUGUAUGACGAAGCAAUUUUGAGAAAUGACACGGAUCCUGAUCUGUAUAGAUUUUCCACACAUCAUAACUCUUCUUCAGUAUCUCAGAAUUAAUUACGGAACAGCCAGUCACAACCUUCCUGCCUGUAGCCCUGCUGGUACCCACACAUUUGUAUUUCAGACAUCAAGGAUCAGUCUGAACUGUCGAGUCCAGAGUCAGUAUGUACUGCAUGCCUAGUUGUAAAGCAUAGGUACCGUCUACCUGUAAACACAAGUU
Messenger RNA from Cyprinodon variegatus (sheepshead minnow), 1432 nucleotides. It is a transcript of the gene rab6ba, whose product is annotated as ras-related protein Rab-6B. Gene Ontology annotation, molecular function: GTPase activity; GTP binding. Lineage: Eukaryota; Metazoa; Chordata; Actinopteri; Cyprinodontiformes; Cyprinodontidae. Bases 141 to 788 code for a protein of 215 amino acids. The transcript has 8 exons. The record is from RefSeq and is a predicted model, not a curated record.